Ornithodoros turicata is the source of this 1754-nucleotide messenger RNA. RefSeq names its product multiple myeloma tumor-associated protein 2-like. The transcript has 7 exons. Lineage: Eukaryota; Metazoa; Arthropoda; Arachnida; Ixodida; Argasidae. The record is from RefSeq and is a predicted model, not a curated record. Bases 139 to 714 code for a protein of 191 amino acids.
CUUCACAGAAAGAAGAAUCAAUCAACGUUCUAACAAAGCUGUGCCAGCAAAUGUGGAGAACAACACAGUAACCUGUCAAUUGGAAGACCGCGAUCUACAUUCCAAGGCAAAAGAAACGAAGACGAGACUUAACAGACAAUGUAUCAUCCAGUCCGUGGAGGCACCCGUGGUGGAGCUGAUCAGUUCAACUGGGAUGAUGUCAAGGAAGACAAAUACAGGGAAAAUUACUUAGGUCACUCCCUCAAAGCUCCAGUGGGUCGGUGGCAGAAGGGCAAAGAUCUGACGUGGUAUGCCAAGGAACCCGGCAGCGGCGCUGGUUCCAAAGGGGAGGAUAAAAUAGCUGCUGCCAGAAGUGCAAAGGCAGCUCAGCUUCAGGCACUUAAGAAAGCCGAAGAAGAGGCGAUGCUGAAUGCCCUGGGUUUCUCAAGCACUAAAAGUACCCAUCAUCAGCUCUCUAAAGAGGAAAUGAACGAAGCUUUGAAACGAGGAGAAAGCCAGAGGGAUGAAUUUGAUAUUGAGCGUGUUGCUGGAGUCGGGACAUCAAGACGUCAUUUUUCGGCAUCUUCAGGAGGCAAAGUAGCGAAGGAAGGGGUGAGCUUCGUGUCUCUGGCGGAGAGGACGGACACCAGCAAACGCAAGCAUCACCAAGACAGGACAGAGAGCAAGACAAAGAAGCACAAGAAAAAGCACAAGCGUUCUCGAUCUCCAAGUUGAAGUCUUCCUUCUUAUGUGCCAUAUUUUGUAGUCGUAAAUAUCAUCUUGCGAAAUAUCAUUGCACUUUUUUGCAUAAUCCCUAUUUUUGCAGAUCUAGAAAUAUUGUGAAAGCCACAAAUAAUGAUGUUUGCGAGGAAAAUCGCAAUUCUGUAAAUAAGCGAGUAAGAUGUGUAUGGGAAGCGCCAGGCAUGACAUCGUGAUGCCCAUGAUAAUCGCGCUGAACCGUCCAAGUCGUCACGUAUUUAAUGAGCAAAAAUUGGGAAAAGUCUAGCAUGUGCAAGUGAAUAAGAUAAGCAGAGCCUGAAGUUUUCGGAAAAUAUUUUUUUCUAAAUUUGGGGAGUAAAAAUCGGGUAAAUAAACAUGUGCUGUAAAUUCAUGCAAAUUCGGGUGGAAAAACUUCCAGUACGCUAAAUUCGGGGAGAAAUCGGGAUCAGUUACUCAAACGAACCGAAUUGAUUCGGAACAAAUGAUGAUGUAACUGCAUUUGCUGCCCAACAAGUUAGUGUGCAAUCCUACAGACGCCUCAGUGAGGGCAAUUUGCCACGUAAAAAUUGGGUUUCACCCUAAAGAGGCAACCUAGACAAUUUGGGGUGCAAAUUCGGGGGCGAAUUGCGUUAAACGCCAAAACUUAAGGCUCUAAAGAUAAGUAUUUAAAGAGAUUGAAACAUUCAAAUAAUUUAUUUUACUAAAAAACAAGCUUUCGGACUUAGCCCGUCCUCCAUCAGGUGUGAAGCAUCGCACACCUGAUGAACGACCGGACUUCGAACUCCGUCCGAAAGCUUGUUUUUUAGUAAAAUAAAUUAUUUGAAUGUUUCAAUCUCUUUAAAUACCUAUCGUAAUGCCAUGCAUUUUAGCAAAACACCGCGCAUGUGGUGGCUUUAUUACACAGGGAUUAAUUGCAGCCUUGGCUUUCAUUUGUUGGUCGCAGUCAUUUUACGUGGCAUCACAUGUACAGCUGUACUUCAUACUUGUUAAGCGACACUAUAGAAGUAAUUUGUCACUUUUUGGUACAUGGAAAUAAAUUCUCACAAAAUUGUUCA